Ruditapes philippinarum (Manila clam) is the source of this 933-nucleotide messenger RNA. RefSeq lists its product as uncharacterized. Gene Ontology annotation, molecular function: protein binding. NCBI's taxonomy places the organism in Eukaryota, Metazoa, Mollusca, Bivalvia, Venerida, Veneridae. The record is from RefSeq and is a predicted model, not a curated record.
GUUUAUUUUACUUGUGUUUAGUUUUUGUAUCUGAAUGAGUAAAUCUAUAGGUUUAAAAAUAGAAUUGUACAUGCAAACUUGUUUAUUUUACUUGUGUUUAGUUUUUGUAUCUGAAUGAGUAAAUCUAUAGGUUUAAAAAUAGAAUUGUACAUGCAAACUUGUUUAUUUUACUUGUGUUUAGUUUUUGUAUCUGAAUGAGUUCUAUUACUUUUACAGAGACUUAAAGAUGUAAUUAUUGCAUUAUUUGUACAUGUAAUUCUAUAAAAAAUAAUAUGUAUUUAUCAUGCACAUGCAUACGGAAACAUUAUAACUGCAUGUCAUUUUGUACUUGAUGUAAACACGUAAAACCCAGCAUAUAUUGUACAGUAAAUGUACAGUGUGAAGUUUCAAGUAAUGAUAAGUAAAUAUUAUUUUACCAGGUUAAUUGUAACAAAGAUUAACAGAUUGCUGUAAAUUAAACAAAAGAUGGGGACAGACAGAAUGAACAAGAAUUUAAGUGGAUUACCCAUGUAUCAUCUGAGAAGGAUAGGACCUCCCAAUAAAGACAGGGUGAUUAACGUCAUGGAUCUAUACAGGGUAACAUAUAUGAUUGGCCGUAGUGAGGUACAGGUGGAUUUUUACAUAGAUUCAAGCAAUCACAUACAGAGUGCAAGUAUAUCUCGAUGUCACGCUAGAGUUGUCAGGCAGAACGGGAACCAGCAUAGACUGUAUGAUGACAGCUUGAAUGGAGUUUUUGUGAACAAUAUAAAAAUUGCAGGGAGCUGUGUUCUACGUGAAGGAGACAAGGUGACAUUUGGACAUCCAUGUGGUGCGCGUCUCCCGGCAGGCAGUAGAGCCAGACAACCAGAUUCACACCAUCAGUUUAUGUAUGAAAUGUGCACAUGUGAUCUGGCAGAAGUCACUGAUGAGAAAGGAGACAAUUCUGUUAGUAAG